AUGUCUACCGAAAAUUACGCGCAUUGCUUAAAAAAAAGUGGUGUUUUGUAUCGACGAAAGCGACUCUUGGACGAGCUGAGAAAAGAAGAGAUAAGUCACAGUACCGCAGAGCCACCACUUAACCAAACAAAUGAUGGUGUAGCGAAGCCAGGUUGUAACAUAGCAGAAGAGCUGGAUGGCGAUGCAUCGUUCAUCGAUGAGGAGGAAGAUAACGCUGAUCCUAGUGUUUCCGAUAGCUCUAGCGAUGAUGAAUCUAAGAGUGACGAAGGAGUCAUUGAUUUCAAAUCAAUGAAUAUUACAGAUUGCUUGAGGUACUUCGCUAUAGCAACCAAUCAAAAGCAAUCGGCCAUGAACAUGUUGCUCUCAAUUUUGAUUACAAAAACCAAUUUCGUGCUUCCAAAAGAUGCUAGAACGCUUUUAAACACCAAUAGAGAUCGUCCGGAACUAAGUGCUCUCGGAAACGGUACUUUCUGGACCCGUGGUAUUAAAAAAAGCCUCAUGGACAAUUUACGGUUUACUACUGUGACAGAAACAAUAUCUUUGAAUAUUUUUAUUGAUGGCCUUCCGUUGCACAAAAGUAGCAACAUGCAAUUUUGGCCCAUCAUGAUAAAUAUUCAAGAAAUGCCUCUGAUCGCACCUAUUACAACAGCGUUGUAUUGUGGGCGCACAAAACCAACAAAUGCUCAACAAUUCAUGGAUUUAUUGGUAAAAGAGCUGAACAAAUUAAUGGACGAAGGGCUUGAACUAAAUAAUUGCCGAGUGCAAGUAAAAAUACGCGCAAUAAUAGCAGAUUCUCCAGCAAGAGCAUUUUUGAAAGUUUACGACAUAGAAAAAUACACAGCAACUGGAUGUGUCAAACACGAUUGA
Anopheles marshallii is the source of this 867-nucleotide messenger RNA. RefSeq lists its product as uncharacterized. The record is from RefSeq and is a predicted model, not a curated record. The transcript is spliced from 4 exons. Lineage: Eukaryota; Metazoa; Arthropoda; Insecta; Diptera; Culicidae. The coding region runs from base 1 to 867 and encodes 288 amino acids.